Molecule: messenger RNA, 1761 nt
Organism: Diospyros lotus (date-plum)
Lineage: Eukaryota; Viridiplantae; Streptophyta; Magnoliopsida; Ericales; Ebenaceae
Product: calmodulin-binding receptor-like cytoplasmic kinase 2
Exons: 6
Coding region: 30-1457 (475 amino acids)
Biological process (GO): protein phosphorylation
Molecular function (GO): protein kinase activity; ATP binding
Source: RefSeq, a predicted model, not a curated record
AGCAUACGUUAGCUAGCCCUACCCACCGUAUGGAAAAUAUCAAAGUCAUCGUCUCCUCGCUGUGGCAAUACUCUUCCUUUCGCUUCCCUCGCCAACCGCCCGCUCGCCCGCCAUUUUCAUCUCUCUCUCUGAGAAUGAGAACCUGGAAUUCGCCGUCGUUUAGCAGGAACUCUAGCUCCGGCUUGACUGGAGCGUCGGACAAUAACACUAAGUCACCGAUCUCCAUCUACUCUUCUUCCUCCUCCACCCAGAAGUCAACCUCCGCCAAAGACGCGGUCAAGAUCGCUGCCAGAGCCGUAGCCGGAGCCUUAUCCGGCUGUUUCACUCCACCGGAGACCAAGCCCGGCAAGACCUUCUCCGCGCUAGACGAACUCAAAUCUCCUGACUCUUCGAGUGGUAGUAGAGAGGGGAAGCGCAGGGUCAGUCGCGGUUUCUAUGCGAGUCCUAGUCCUUCUACCCACUCGAGAGAGCCAGGGAGUCUCAAGUUCAGCAUGGCAGAGAUCUACAAGGCGACUAGGAACUUUUCGCCCUUGCUGAAGAUUGGGCAAGGCGGUUUUGGGACCGUCUACAAGGGACGACUUGAAGAUGGAACCCUUGUCGCGAUCAAGCGUGCUAAAAAGAGUGUAUACGACAAGCACUUGGGGGUCGAGUUUCAGAGCGAGGUUCAAACUCUAGCACAUGUGGAACAUCUGAAUUUGGUCAAGUUUUAUGGGUAUUUGGAGCAUGAAGAGGAGAAGGUUGUCGUUGUGGAGUAUGUCCCCAAUGGAACCCUUAGAGAACACUUGGACUGUCUGCACGGCAGCAUUCUUGAUCUGGCUGCUCGCCUAGACAUUGCCAUUGAUGUGGCCCAUGCUGUUACCUAUCUCCACACUUACACAGAUCAUCCCAUCAUCCAUAGAGACAUCAAGUCUUCCAACAUCCUCCUGACAGAUAAGCUCAGAGCCAAGGUGGCUGACUUCGGUUUUGCUAGAUUGGCGGCUGACACUGAUUCGGGUGCCACCCAUGUUUCCACUCAAGUCAAAGGAACUGCUGGCUACUUGGACCCAGAAUACCUAAGAACCUAUCAGCUAACCGAGAAGAGUGAUGUUUACUCCUUCGGGGUACUGCUCGUUGAGCUUGUCACAGGCAGGCGCCCCAUUGAGCCCAAAAACGAGUUAAGGGAGCGCAUAACAACCAGAUGGGCGAUGGAGAAGUUCGCUGCCGGAGAUGCGAUCUUAGUCUUGGAUCCAAGGCUGGACAGGUCUCCGGCCAAUGACUACGCUCUGGAGAAGAUCCUCGAGCUCGCCUUGCAGUGUCUGGCUCCUCGCAGACAGAGUCGGCCGCCGAUGAGGAAAUGCGCACAGAUUAUGUGGAGCAUCCGCAAGGAUUACAGAGAGCUUCUGGCUUCUUCAGAUGCCUAUUCUCUUGGGACCGCCUCCCUUAGCGAAGAACUCGCAACCGAGGUACCAUUUCAUUGAAGAAUCAGUAGUACUGUAGAGGUGUUAAUGAAGCUGCUGGACUGUUCUUGUAGAUACCCAAUUCUUAGGUUACAACUCAUCCAAUAAGCUCCAAGCAAGAAGCUUGAUUUGUUUCAAGAUUGUGCAUAAACUCGCAGAGAAAUGGUUUGGGUUUUGUGGAUUGAAGAAUUAGUCAUUGGCAGAUGAUGAAUUCUGUGAGUUUUUGUUGGAUCUGAUUUGGUUAACUGUCCCUCUUAAUGACGACAUUGUAGGUGUUUGUAGAAGACAAAUAUUAAACAAGGGCUACGAAGAAGUGAGAGAGUUA